Messenger RNA from Eimeria acervulina, 5355 nucleotides. RefSeq lists its product as hypothetical. The coding region runs from base 1 to 5355 and encodes 1784 amino acids. The transcript is spliced from 5 exons. NCBI's taxonomy places the organism in Eukaryota, Apicomplexa, Conoidasida, Eucoccidiorida, Eimeriidae. The record is from RefSeq and is a predicted model, not a curated record.
AUGGAAGCCGACCCAGCAGCAUCAGCAGCAGCAGCAGCAACAACAGCAGCAGCAGCAGCAUCGCUUGCUGUUGCGGAGGCUAACAGCAGCACUCCUUCUUCUGAAGGGGGGGCCCAGCAGCAGGGGCCCCCAGAGGGGCCCCUCUCUUUUCAGCAGCACCAAAGCCAACCUGCUGCUGCUGCUGCAUUCGCUCCAAUGCUAGGAGCAGCAGAAACAGCAGCUGCUGCUGCAGCAGGUGUAGCAGCAGCACCUGCUGCUGCUGCUGGAACUGCGCCAAACUCUGCGCGACCGCCAGCAGGAACAGCAGCAGCAGCAACGGCAGCAACAGCUGCAGCAUUGAUGGCUAAGAAUGACUCCACCGCAGCAGCAGCACCUGCAGCACUUGCUGCAGCAGCACCUGCAGCAGCAAUUGAGCCCCGACGGUCUUCGCGUGUGGCAGCACUGAAGGCUGAGAGCAGCGGAGAUAGUUGUGAUAUGUGGGCUGUUGCUGCAGCAGAAGCAGCAACAGCAGCAGGAGCAGCAGCAACAGCAGCAACAUCUCCCUUCUCUUCUGAUUUAGCUGAGCAUCUAAGCGUGGAGCUGCCUGCAGCAGAUUUACUCUAUUGCAAACCCCCGCGUGCAUUUGGGCCUCAUGCUGCUGCUGCUGCUGCUGCUGCUGCUGCUGCUGAGGCCGAGCAGAGGAGAGAUGAACGGGGGCCACCCUCGCUGCUUCCUGCUGUUGCAGCAACAGCAGCAGCAGCAGAUGGAUGCCUAGACAGGCCUCGCAGCCCUCCUGGUGAAUCCAGCAGGAGGAGAGAAGGUGCUGCAGCAGCAGCAGCUGCUGCUGGAGCGCAGCUGCAGUGCGGCCAUAGCAUACUCCUAAGACGCUCCGAGCAGCAACGCCGGCAGCAGGAGCAGCAGCAGCAGCAACAGCAACAACAACAACAACAGCAGCAGCAGCAGCAGCAGCAGCAGCAGGAUGUUGUGGAGGAGUUUGGCGCUUUGUCUUUGAUAUCAUCGAAGUGUGUGGGUGCGCGUGCGGCAGCAGCAGCAGCAGGAGGAGCAGCAGCAGCAGCCCUUGAGGCCCUUGAGGGGUCUGAAGGUGUUUGUGGGGCCCCACUUCGGGAGAUCUGGAGAUUAACAGCAGCAGACAUCAGCAUUAAACAUGUGCAGCAGCUCCUGGGAUCGCUUUUAGCAGCCGAUCCCAGGAUAGGCUGCUUAACAGGGCCGGGCUUCCACCUUGCAUGGCUUGCGCUGCAGCACUUGCAGCAACUCAGCAGCAGCAGCAGCAGCAGCAGAAGCAGCAGCGGCAGCACGCAGCAGCAGCUGCUGCAGCAGCGACAGACUGGGGGCAAGGAGCCACAAUCUUCUGCAGACACAAGCAGCAGCAGCAGCAAUGACGGGCGUAAACAAGAUCCUGCAGCAGCUGCAGCAGCAGCACAAACUGCAGCAGCAGCAGCAGCAGCAGCAGGGAGGAAGCACGUACCUUGGCAGCAAACGUAUGGCUAUGACGAUACAGAAUGGCCCCGCUUCGUCUGCGGCUCCAUCGAUAGAAGGUGGUGCUUGCAGCAAAGAAAUAUUUCUGUUGUUGUGGAGACACAACGUUCAAACCCCCAGCCAGACAGCCCCCAACCUCUCACCAGCAGCAGCAGCAACAGCAGCAGCAGCAGCAGCAGCAGCAGCAGCCCUGCCAGUGGCAGCGCUUCCAGCCGCCCAGCAGCAGCAGCAACAGCAGCAGCAGGAGAGACAGGAGGGGGUUCGCCUUCUGUAUCAGGGCCCGGUGCUGCUGCUCCAGCAGCAGCAGGAGCAGGAGCAGCAGGAGGGGAAGGAACGCCAGCAGCAGCAGCAGCAACAGCAACAGCAGCAGCAACAGCAGCAGCAAAGAGAGCAGCAGCAGCAAAUGAAUUGGCGUUGCAGUUUGAAGAGUUUCCGCCGUCUGCUGCUCAGCUCUUCUGGCCAGACCCUCUUCCGCUACCUUCUUCACUUUAUGAGGGUUUAGACGUUCAGGUGUCUGUACCGCUGGGCCCUCGCAAAGCCAUUUGGUGGUUAGAUGCUAAAAUUGUUGCAGUCAGGAGUGAGUUUAUCUUCUGUCAAAUCCUUGCCGGCAGCAGCAGCAGCAGCAGCAGCAACGGCAGCAGCAGUGGCAGUGGCAGCAAGGGUAGGAUUGCAGGUGAAGAGGGGGAGGCUGCAGCAGAAGAAAUGCGGGCCAGCGAAUCAGCAGCAGCAGCAGCAACAGCAACAGAUGCAGCAGCAGAAGCUGAAUCAACAGCAGCAGCAGCAGCAGGUGAAGCAGCAGACAAAGCAUCAACUCAAGAGGCUGCAGGCAGAGAGCGGAAGAGCAGCAGCAGAAGAAAGAUAAAGACAAAGGUGGAGUGCUUCACUGAUAAACCCGCCUUCAAGGAGCCGCAGGCGUACCCUAUUUGCAAUUUCUGCGCUCCGCAAGUGCCGAUUGCUUCUCCCGCUCCCCGCUGCUGGCGUUUGCUGCCGCGGGUAAUCAGUGCUGCUGCAGGGGGGCCCCCUCUUGCUGCUGCUGCUGCUGCUGCUGCAGGGGGGGACCCUCUUCCUGCUGCUGCCGCAGCGGGGGAGGGCCCUGGUGCUGCUGCUGCAGCAGGGGAUCCCUCUUCUGCAGCAGCAGGAGAAGCCCCCCUUACUGCUGCAACAGGUGGAGCCCCUGUUGCUGCUGCUGCUGCUGCUGCAGCAGCGGAGGGUUUGCUGGUGAAUAAGACAGAAGGCAUUGAAAGGUCUCUAUACCCCGGGGCUUGCCUCUGUGUCUCUGCUGCUGCUCUUGGGCUCAAGUACCCGCAGCAGCAGCAGCUGCUGCCUCCUUAUUUGCUGAAAGAUGUUGUCGUACACCGCGUCUUCUAUGGGGAUGCACCUGCAGCAAACUCACCAGCAGCAGCAGCAGCUGCUGCUGCUGCUGCAGGCGGUGGCAGCAACAGCGGCAGCAGCACAGAAGACGAAGCAGAUAAAGACAAAGACAGCAGCCCUCCGCCCUCUGCUGCUGCUGCUGCAGCUGCUGCUGCAGCAGCAGCAGGCAAUACUAAGGAAUUGUCUUCUUUUCCGGAAGCUAAAGAAGAAGAAGGAGGGUUGCGGCGCUCAGCAUCUGCUGGUGCUGCUGUACGCUGCUACGACGGCUGCUGGUCUAAGAAAGGCAUCACCCAUGUCCAGGUGUAUAUAAUAUCUUUUCGAAAGUCUCGUCUGCUGUCUGUCUCUUCUUUGCUUCACCACGGGGCUUAUAAACUGCAAUAUGAUUUGCAUGCGCACUUUCCUACUGUCUCUUCAUCUCUUGCUGCACCUCAACGUCAGGCAGCAGACUUCUUAUGGAGUGUACCGAGGGCCCUUACCCUUGUGGGGGCCCCGGGGGGCCCCCUAGGGAGGCGCCGCAGGGACGGAGGAACAGCAGCAGCAGCUGCUGCUGCUGCUAAUGCUGCUAAUGCUGCUUACCAAGGGGCCCCGCAGGAGGUUCCAGCCGCAGCAGACUCUGCAGCAGCCGCCGCUGCCGCAGCAGCAGCAGCAGCAGCAGCGACAGUGCCUUUAACCGAUACACUAGCAUCAUCAUCAUCUUCAUCAGGAGCAGCAGCAGCAGAAGCUCUCUGGGACGAGAAGACCCGUAGCCCCGCUCGGGAGUGGAAGUCUUACCCUCCUUUUUGUUUAAUUUAUUUUGCGUUAUCUUCACGAAAUCUUCAAAAGGCAGCAAAUUGUUUAGCAGCAGUGCGGCUGCUGCAGCCGGAGAUUGACUGGGGGGCCCUCCUUGAGGGGCGCUGGUGUUUACGAGCGCAGCAAUGGAGACGACAGCAAAGAUUUCCUCUUGCUGCUAUUAUAGGGGGCCCCCUGGGCCCUCUCCCUUCUUCUCACCAGCAGCAGCAGCAGCAGCAGCAGCAGCAGCAGCAGCAGCAGCAGCAGCAGCAGCUUUGGAAGGAUACAGGGGGGGGGCCCCCCCUUCCUUGUAUAUUGCAUCACCCAAGUGAGGGGCCCCUACCACCAGGGAAGCUGAGUGCAGCGCUGCAGCCCUGGAUUAAAGAAGGAUGGAGGCCGUCUCUUUCUUCUAUUCAAAUAGGGGGGGCCCCCAUAGUACCCUCGGGGCCCCUCCAACUUAAGACAGGGGGCCCCCCUACCCCUAUUGAGGGGGCCCCAGGGGCUCCUUCACUGCCAGCAGCAGAAAGUAGCUUCGAUUGCUUUGGGGAAGGCCGACCCCAAGAGCAGCAACAGCAGCAGCAGCAGCAGCAGCAGCAGCAGCAGGGGGCCCCAGAAGAAUGUGUGGUUUGUGUAGGGGGAGAGUUGAGGGUAGUUGAGGGGCCCCUCAAGAGAAUUAGAAGAGAACUGCCUUAUAGGAGAUUGCUCAGUGUUAUUGAUGAAGAGACAGAAGCACUGGGGUCCUGUCUCCUCUGGAAUUUUGAGAGGUUGCAUGCAAAUAAAGAGGGAGAAGAGCUUGGGGGGCCCCUAGGGGGGCCCCCGGUGGGGCCCCUACAACUUGAUGCCGAAGCUGAUACGCUGAGAGGGCUAGUCAGAGCAGUUCUAGCAGACUGUCCUCAACCGCAGCAGCAGCAGCAGCAGCGGCAACUGAGAUACCCGCAGCAGCGACAGCAGCAGCAGCAGCAGCAACAGCAGCAGCGGCACGGUAGCUCGCGGGCUCAGAAGCGGCAGGAAGAAACAGCAGCAGCAGCAGCAGCAGCAGGGUGGGCCCCAGCAGCAUCGGGGGCAUCAAAAAGAGUUAAAGCAGAAUGCGAUGGGGGGCCCCACGGCACCCCCACGAGCAGCAGGGGCCCCUGUAGCCGCAGCAGCAGGCCUGAGGAGAAGGGAGCAGCAGCAGCAACAGCAGCGGAGCGGGUCGCCCGCUCAUCUGCUGCUGCUGCUGCUGUUGCUGCUGGGCGCCGGUCCCCUGGGGGGCCCCGUGAGUCUCCAAGCUGGCGCACUGUCAAUCGUAGCAGCAAACGAAAGAGAGAGACAAGUAGAAUAGAGGGGGGCCCCCAAGGAAGCCCCUCAUCUUCUACAUCUGGGGGCCCCUCGUUACGGCGGCAGCUGCAGAACAGCAGCGGUGGGGGCCCCACACCUCACGCUGCAGCAGAACGCAGCAGCAAAGCAGGGGCCCCCGGAAGAGGAGCAGCAACAGCAACAGCAGCAGCAGCAGCAAAGGGGCUGCGUGCUGCAGACGCGGAGAGGCCCCUGACGCAUCGUCAGCAGAGAAAUGGGUAUGUUGGGGGGGCCCCUAUUAAGACAGAAGGGGGGCCCCCUGGGUCUGGGGGCCCCGAGCAGCCUCUUCGGAGUGAAGAGAUGUACCCUUCUUUAAUUUUCUCUGCUUCACCUUCUCCCACUCCAGACAACAACACCCGCAGCAGGGGCCCCUCUGUUGAAAGACAGGGGCCCCCAUCCCGAUAA